Messenger RNA from Nannizzia gypsea CBS 118893, 1046 nucleotides. RefSeq lists its product as hypothetical. Gene Ontology annotation, biological process: mitochondrial phosphate ion transmembrane transport. The record is from RefSeq and is a predicted model, not a curated record. Gene Ontology annotation, molecular function: phosphate transmembrane transporter activity. The coding region runs from base 1 to 669 and encodes 222 amino acids. The transcript is spliced from 4 exons. Lineage: Eukaryota; Fungi; Ascomycota; Eurotiomycetes; Onygenales; Arthrodermataceae. Gene Ontology annotation, cellular component: mitochondrial inner membrane.
AUGCCUCCCAUCUUCCCCAGGGACUUACUCUUAGGCACUGUUGCCGUACAAGAAUCCCAUUUGGGCCAGAAGGGGCAGCUUGAAACUCUGGAAAGUACUAUGCUUCCUGUAUUACAGGUGGAAUACUCGCCUGCGUACGUAACAAUCUCGAUACACCCAUUCCGGGGUUCCACUUUAAGAUUCCUUUGCGGUUCAUCGACCCUACGACACUUAUGUUUUUUUCUCGGCUUGACGCACGCUGCCGUGACCCCCAUGGACUUAGCGAAAUGCCGACUCCAGGUCGACCCAACGAUGUAUAAGGGCAUCCUUGAUGCAUGGGGGAAGAUUGGCCGUGCUGAAGGAGCCCAUGGAGCGUUUAAGUACGGUGGAUACGAGUUCUUCAAGAAAUACUACGCCGACCUUCUUGGGGAAGACGUUUUUAGCUGCUGGAAAACACCGGUUUACCUUGCUGCAAGUGCAAGUGCUGAGCUUAUAGCUAAUAUUGCUCUAUGCCCCUUUGAGGCGGUAAAAGUGCGAAUGCAGACUACAAUUCUGCCUUUUGCAACUAGGAUGUUUUCUGCUAUCUCUCAUAUCACUGCAAAAGAAGGUAUAGCAGGUCGGACUACAACAAAGGGGUAUAAACUGCCAUUGCUUUUACUAGUGGAUACUUGGUUGGUAUUCUUUAUAUAGCCGUCUCCCACCUGGCAGACGUUAUAGUGAGCAAGCUUAAUGCUAAUCAAAUGCCCGGAGAGGCUUUCGGGGCUACUAUAGCCCGUAUCUAUAAAUAAAUCGAAUUCGUCGGGUUGUGGAAUAGCCUCCCUAUUAGGAUUGUUAUAGUGGGAACUCUAGUAUAUAUUACCCUGGGCAAGCCAGAUCUGAAUAUUUGCUAAUAUAUCUGUGUACACAAGAUCGGUCUUCAAUAGAUAAUGUAAGUGCAACCGACUUCGACAAGUCGAUAGGUUUAGUCAACGCCGUGCUAACUAUUCUACUCUAGUUACGAUUCAUUCAAGAUCUUUAUGGGCCUUCCAACUACGAGUAGCCCAACGCCCGCCAAACAAACAUCGUGA